UUAGCAGUGAGCAAAGAUUAAGCAAAUUAAUGGUGAAGCCUCUGCUCAAAAUAACUCCACCGACCAACUGCGCUUCACCAACCAGCACGCAAGAGCAGUUUAACACCUUCCAGCUCAAUAUGGGAAACUUGGCUACAUUUACAGUGAGAUUAUGAAUGACGCUUCAGGAUUGCAGAAGGCUGCACUACGGAAACAGUCCCCUGGCAAUAGCCACACAUUGCUACCUUCACGGCAGCCAUACAUGAGCAAACCUUUUGCAUCAAGGCAUGUGUGCUUCUAUAAAAGUGGGGAUGCCCAAUUUAGUGGUUUGCCAGUGGUCAUCAAUAACCGCACUUUCAAAACCUUUGAGGCGCUGUUAGACAGCCUGUCCAAGCGAGUUCCACUGCCAUUUGGAGUCCGCACUAUUACGACACCACGAGGCCAUACAGCAGUCCGUGCUCUUGAUCAACUUUACGACGGUCAUUCAUAUAUCUGCUCAGACAAACGCACCGUCAAGCCCAUCGACUUGGAGCAAGCACGACGCAAACCGCCACCAUGGUACCAUGCCAGGCCUGUCAGCAGCAGGCACCCAAGAGAAAGGAAAAGUCCUCUCCCACGCAAUUCAAGGCGGAACGAGCAUGCUGCUCUGCUGCACACCCCAAAGCGGCUGGUGGUUUUCCGCAAUGGAGAUCCAGAAGUCAAGCAUACACUUCUGCUUCAGAAGAGGACCACACACUCUUUUGAGGCACUGCUUGAUCACAUCUCUGAGGUCAUGUGCUUCCCUGUGCGCAGGUUGCACACACCAGAUGGAAGGAGGGUGGAUGGACUACCAGCUCUGAUCUUAUGUUCUGGUGUCUUGGUAGCUGCUGGUCGUGAGCCUUUCAGAAAAGGAAAUUAUGAUGUUCAAAAGCCCUUUGCUCCAACCUGGUUGCCAGCAAAAAGUGUAGGAAGACUGCAUCCUGCCACCAGAAAAAAGAAAUCUAUGACGAGCAGCACCAAAUCUCGUCCUUUCUCACCAUCUUCAGAGCAUUACAUUGUAAAUCAGUUACACAACAGUUUUGCAGAAAGUGUUUCUGUGGAAAUGGAGACUGGUCAUCAACUUGAAUCUGUUGCAGAGACAGAUACAGUCACCUGCAUGGAUGGUGACACUAAUGAAUACGUCUGCAUGCCCAAAGAUGACGACAUUGAGAAAUCUUUUCGGGUCAAUCAAGACGGCAGCAUGACUGUAGAGAUGAAGGUGCGCUUGACUAUUAAAGAGGAGGAAACGGUUCAUUGGACGACAACACUCAGUCGGCAAAGUGUUGCAAGUCAAAUGAAUUCUGGCUUGGAGUCACAUUCUGAUCUAGGUGCAGCUUUAGCUGACAACAUGGCCCGAGAUAUUGGCUUUGAUGCGUCAGCAAUCCAAAGAUGUCUUGAAGAAUAUAACAAUCUCUCAACUAAUGAAGACCUGUAUGAAGAGAUAAUGGACGGUACAGCAAAAGAAAGCAUCAGAAUAAAAGGGCCCCUGCAGCCAGUUCCAGAACAAAAACAAAUAUUUAUUGAAACUGAGAGCCAAGAUACUAUACCAAGAUUAAACAUCUCAAGGGAAGAGGCAAGUAGUGAGCAGGAGCACUGCCUGGUUAGUACUCCUGGUAAGUGCGAUAAACACCCAGUACCUAAGCCACGUAGCGCUGGCAUCUCACAAAUGCAGACAAGUAUGUAUAAAUCCGCAGAAGUUCUGCAACUACAGGACAGUGGACAGGAGACAGUGCUUCAAAUCUAUGAGCAGCAGACUUGCCAGAAGAGUUUUCUUGCCAAUACAGAAUGCUAUGCUCAGGGGAAACAUACAAGUGAUACUGUAUUUUCUGCAUCCCCUGAUACACGUCCCUCUUCAAGCAAAGAGUCUGAGCCCAGACCUGCCACUGUUAAUGGUUCUCUCCAAAGACAAGAAAAUGUCUUCCCCUCAUGGAAGAUCCAGACAUCCUGUGAAAGAAAUUACCCUCCAGAGAUCAUAAAUAAAAAGUCAAAAAUGCAUAUGGCUCUAAAUGAAUAUUCUAAAAAGUCAGCUCCUCUGAAUGCAGAUUCUAACAAGAAAAGAAAGAAAGUAAGGGUUAUUGUAAAAAAGAGUCAUGUUUUUCACAUUAUGACUCGUGAAAAUAGGAGAAAAAAUAGCAAAAUUGACAUUCUGAAAGAGAUCAAAAAAAUAAGAGCUGCUAUCUUUAGCCAAGCUGGUGUUAUGAGAGGUAUGACUGAACAGUACAGAACCAGAUCUGUCAAGAAAUUAUUAAAAGAUAAAAGAACCGAUCUACCCAAGACUUUUAUGAUGCAAAUAGAAAGUCCAAAUAAAUUAUCUGUGAAAGACUGUACCAAUGACGAGCAUCCUACCAAUGCCGACAAAUACCCUGGGAAACAAGGAGAAAAUUUUAGCUCACAGAAUACACAUUUACUCAAUGUAUCAACCAGUAAAUGUACUCUUACCCGGCAAACAUCAGUGCAAGAAGAACAUGAGACACAGGAGCAAAACACACAAGCGCUUAAAGAAAGCACCUCCAUUCCUUCACUUCAUUACCCUUCCUCAGUAUUAAAUGAAUAUGUAGAACUCUGGCUACAGAAGAGUGAAACAGACACACCUCCUGACCAGGAACAGGUGCCACCAUCUAAGCCUUCAGUGGAGUUAGUGAUAACUUCUGAGACUCCAGUUGCAAAAGUGGCAUCAAAAAAGAAUUUAACACCUCCGAUUCGACUAGAUAGUACUGCUAGAAAUAUGGCAAAGUUGUCAGUGAAAGAGCCAUUCAACUCUUCCCCAAAAAGAACAAGAAUGCCAAGAGGUUCUGCCCAAGAGAGCUCAUCCCUACCCCAAAUUAACACAGCGAAAGGAGAAAUGAAGUCUGAAAGUAACACUUCAGUGAACACGUCUUUACCAGUGACACCCUCUCUGAUAAAUAAUCACUGCCAGAGAAUGUCUUUGGAAGAUAAUUCAUCACCAAAUGGAGAUCCAUUUUGCAAAACUAUUGGCCACUGUAUGUCACAAGAAAAUACGCAAUUGACUAGUUAUGCUGCUUUAGAUAACAAUUUAUCCAUAUGUGAAAAAUUAUCUUCAAAACAAGAAAUAAUCCAACUUCACCAAUAUGUGAAAAAACAUGAAAACUCAGAUGAGACUUUGAGUGACAAAUGGAAAUGUGCAAACAACUAUGUGAAGCCAACAUCUCUUACUAGAGAGCGUUCUUCAGAAAAGACUCUAUCCACCCAAGCCUCCAUAGAACAAAUACCCAAAAACAACACUUUGUCCAAGGCAUCUCUGUUCAGCAAUCAGGUUGUAGAGAAAACAGGCCUUUCUCAGAAUGGAGCAUUUUACAAAAAGCCAAAAACUGGACCGUUAGGAAAUGUCAAGGGAUCUAAAUCUAUGAUUGCACAAGGAUUGGUAGGCUCAUGUCAAAAUGAUAAGCAUACAUCUUUAGGUCCACUAAAGAAAGAAAUGGCAGUCUUUCCAGCAGAAAAAUCAUACACAGUCAAAAUGGCAGUCAGGCCUGAUAUGAGGCAUGUGCUGGAUGAGCUCUGCUGUUCAAUUAAUUCGCUCCGUGAAGCAGCACAGCACAAGCGGUCCUGUUUGGAGAAAUCCAAUAGCCUGCCAGACUUUUCCUCGCACUUGGCAUCUACUUUUGGUUCCUCAUCACGAGUGCUCCUAGCAUUCCUUUCAGUCAUGACUUUGAGGGAUGGUCUGGCGAACGCACUCCGCCAAGCCGAGAACAGUCUGAGUUGCUCAGAGGCUUUGCUCAUGCUUCAGUCUCUUAAGGAGAUGGCAGCUAUUGAGGAUGCAGAGCAGCUGAGAGCCGACUUAAAUGCUCUGCAGAAAUCAGCAUCUGAUCAGCUGCUGCAAAGCUGGAAAGGUUUUCAACAACUGACCAACAUGUGCAUGAGUUCUGGUCUCACACCAGAGUGCACUCAAGGUGGGUCUUACAGUGCGUCAAGCUCUGAGGAAGAAACAAUUCAAGGUCUCAUGGAAGAACUAGGUGUUCCAGACAGAGUUCGAGAAGAGUUGGCUGCUCUCCACACCCAAGGAAAAGAGGGAGUCAGAAGUAACCAGGGUGAGAGAUCAGAAGAGCUGUCUGAGUCACUCCAAGAGAAAAAGGUAACUAGAUAUACAGAAUCAGGCUUAAACAAAGAAAAAGAAACAGUCAGGUUUCCUGACUCUGUGCUUGAAGAUAUAAGAUCAUAUGUUAAAUUUGUCGUUGAAAAAGCAGUUUAUGCACAUAUCAAUUCAGAGGUCUGUAGGGCACAUUCAUUGCUUGGCACUGAAAAAGAAAUCAGAGUAGUAACUUGUGAACAGGACAGAAAUUCUUGUCCCACAGAGAGAAUACAACAGGCUGACGCCAUACAAGAUUCUAACAUCUGUGAAAACAUCUUGGAAGAAAAGCAACAAAGAAUUGAGGAGAACGAUAUUAGACAUAAAGAGAAACAGGAAGCAUAUUCAAAACAGGAAAUAAAUAUGAAAGAGAUCAAACACAGGGUAGUGUGUGAACAGAGUGGAAUGACACAAGGAACAAUUAUAUCUAAGGAUGACAGUGUAGAGGAAGAUUACAUUAUGGAGACUGAUCCUAAAUAUUCUCAUAAAGAAAUGAAGGAAGUGAAAGACCUAAGAGACGCAAGUGAAAUAGAUUAUGGUAGAAUUACUGAAGUGUACCCCAAAUUAUCAGAGCCAAGGAAAAAUAAAGAAAGCCUGACUACCUCUGAAGAGGAGAAAUCCAGCAUAGAAGAAGAUAGCUGUGACGAAGAACAUAUGAACUUUUCUGAAGAUCAGGUCAGUGAUAAAGAAGAAAAUCUUCAAGUAAAUUCAGAAAUAGAGCCCCAAGCAAAAUGGCAAAGUGAAGAUUUGUUGAAUCAAGCACACACACAGUUACACAGUAAAACAGAGAGUGCGAAGAACACUGGGCAACCUGAAACACAAACUACUUUGAUUGCUGUUUGUCUGGAUCAUGAGACAGGACAUCAACCCGAGGAGAUUUUUUCUGAGGAGCAGCAGGUGGUUGUGGAGGUACCAGAAUGCUACACAGAUCAAAAGGAAUAUAGUCCCAAAGAAGCUGUAGUAUGUGAGAGAAAGAUAGUACAUGCUAAAAAGAAAAAUAGUUCAGUAGCAAAACUCAUCAGUAACCUGGAAACAUGUAGACAAAGGCCUAGCAGUAAACCUGAGAAGCCAGAGCAGAGACUUGUGGGUCACACUGAAGUACCAGACCCAGAUAACUUAAAUAAUGUUUCUUUAACUGGUAAACUCAUAGAAACAAACUCAGAAGCCAACUCAUCUUCAUUAGCAUUUAGCUACGAUUCCCGAAGCAGCUCUGUGGCACAAGAAUCAGAAAGAAGCGUUCAGGCUAACAGAGUGAAGUUUAUCAGGGAUAUGUUUCUUGCUAAGAGUCAAACUAGAACCCAGAAUGGGCAGAGCCAACUACAUAGUCCAAAUUCUGAUCUAUCUGAUUCCCAGCCAGAAUCUACAGACAGUGGGGGAAACUGGUCACAAGAGGCAUCCAGUGGAGAAGAUGAUGCAAGCCGCUUGGCUAUUGCCAAGGGUUUUGUCAGGAGAACCAUUGAGAGGCUCUAUGGCAGAAGUAAUUCGAACAGUGUAAGUGCAGAUAAUAUGAAAUCCCCAUCUCCCUUGAAGGACAAGCAAAGAGAAGGUCCGGGAAGAACCAAUGUAUCUAGUCUGGCCUCUUACCAUGAAGCUCGCACUCGAGUAAUGACUGACUUAUCAUACUUUAGUGCCACAAAUGCAUCUGAUAUCUUCAGUGUGUCAACUGAUUGCACCAAACUGAAUGAACAGGCACAAUCUGGAGACACUAAUUCUCUUGACAAAGGACACUGGUUACUUGCAGAAAACCAAAUUUGUGAAUGCUCUCCAGAACUCAAGAAAGGUCACAGAAUUGGGAACAACAAAACCAUAUCUGUUGAUCCUGAGCAACCUUCUAGGCAGGAAGAUUCUCUUCAUGGGACUCAGCAUUCCACUAAGCUUGAGAAAUCAGGAUUUACUUACUUCAACCUUCCAAAUGCAAGUGACGCUGAGCUGGAGCCAGAGGAAAAAAGGGAAGUGAAAGUGGCCCCUGCAAAACAGGCACAUAAAACCAUGACUGAGAGAAACAGCUUUCUACCUGCCUUCAGCCCACCAGUCUUAAAGAAAGCAGAUAAUAAGGUGCACCCACUGACAGAAGCUACAACCCCUGCUGUGGUUACUCAGCCAGUCAAAGCACAGAAUGCACAAACAGGAGUCAUAAAACAAUCUGCAGAACCUGAUGCCCUUGAGAUGCUGUUUGUAUUUUGUGGACAACACUGCCCCAUACUGUAAACUACGUAUUUAGCAAUUGCUAGUAGUGGUAAUACAUGAAUAUAUACCAGACUCAUGAUGACCUAAGCUGCCUUGUUAGCAUAAUGGCUUUUGAAAGGCAACAGUUUCUUGAGGUGCUGAAAAUGAUCAUGUGCGCCACCUUGAUUUAUGAAGCACAUCUGUUGGUUACUGAUUAGCACUUAAGGUGACAGAACAUGAAUAAUUUAGUGCCUGAUCUCUCAUCAUAACGCUGAACUGUCAAUUGUUCAGUGCUUGUGUUCAUACCUUUUUUAAUGAAAAAAGGAAUUGUAAUUAAUUCCAUACAUGGAAAAAAUGGAUGUUUUAUAUGCCUCCCUCAUAGAAAAUUUGCCCAGUGACUUGUCAUUAAUGCUAAAGAGAUGCAUAUUUGUUUACAUCUUGACUGCCUUGCCUCUGUUUGAAGCAGGGUAAAGAAAAGCUCCUUUGGUGAGUUGAAUGCCAUCCUGUGCAUUAUGGCAAUCUCAUUUUGACCAAAUACUUUAGUGUCACAGACAAUUAGCUCUAGCUCCCGAAAUGAGACCCAGAUGUGGGUAAUAAAAAGCAAUAACUGAUAAUUAUACAGACCAGUCGGGAGCAUACUGUAUUAAGGCACAUAAUUUGAAAUGGGCUUAAUAUUUAUUUAAUUCCUUUGUACAUAUUCAGUGUAUAUACCACAAUUACUAGACACUGUCUGAAGCUAAUGUGUUUUCGAAAUACUGUAUUUUUCUAAUAAAUAAAUUCUAUAUGUGCAUAUACACUGUGAGACAUCCUGCAGUAUAAUACUUACUGCACAGUAAGUUGGAAAAAACACCAAAACAGUUCUUCCAUUCCAAGUUCUAAUUCAACGUUGCAAGGUCAAUGGCAGCUGGGUAUUUUUGUGUGUUUAAAUAUGUUUAAGUAAAGGCUCAAUGUCCUAGAUAUGUGUACCACUAGAUGUCAGCAAAAAACUUCUCAUUGCGUCUAAAGCAGGAACGUCCAAUCUUAUCCACAAAAGGUCGGUGUGGGUGCAGGUUUCAUUCCAAACGAGUAGAAGCCACAACUGAGUCUACUGAAAGCCAAGAUCAGUUGAUUAAACAGGUGGAAUCAGGUGUAGCUUCUGCUUGAUUGGAAUGAAAACCUGCACCACACAUCAGAUCUUUGUUGCAUGCUUAGUUUUUAAAGAAUGCACCUUGUAGUAAUAGUUAAGCUCUAUGUUUGUCCAUGUCAUCUGUACUUUGUUUUUGUUCUGUGCAGCACCUCUGGUCCAGGAGGAACGUUGUUUCACUUCACUGUGUACUGCAUAAGCUAUAUAUGGUUGAAGUGACAAUAAAGCUUCUUUGACUUUGACUUUGAUUUUGAGAUAAGAUUGGACACCUCUGGUCCAAAGAAUAAUACACUGACAGAUAGCAUAUUUUGCUAAGUUUGUGUUUAAGUAAAUAAACUCCAUUUAGGCUCCAUGGCAUCUGUUGCCAUAGGCUCUUCGAAUCAUUCCUUCAUUUCUUUCAAAAUA
Molecule: messenger RNA, 7775 nt
Organism: Hemibagrus wyckioides
Lineage: Eukaryota; Metazoa; Chordata; Actinopteri; Siluriformes; Bagridae
Exons: 4
Coding region: 152-6289 (2045 amino acids)
Biological process (GO): intracellular signal transduction; axoneme assembly; photoreceptor cell development
Cellular component (GO): axoneme
Source: RefSeq, a predicted model, not a curated record